This is a messenger RNA of Suillus subaureus, 828 nucleotides long. RefSeq lists its product as uncharacterized. NCBI's taxonomy places the organism in Eukaryota, Fungi, Basidiomycota, Agaricomycetes, Boletales, Suillaceae. The coding region runs from base 1 to 828 and encodes 275 amino acids. The record is from RefSeq and is a predicted model, not a curated record. The transcript has 5 exons.
AUGUCCAAAGAUCUGCGAGUUCAAAUUGAAGGACUACCUGAGCAAAUCAAGGUCAGUUCCUAUAAGACAAAAGUGCCACUGGUGCUAUAUUGGAGGGAUGGUUUGGAUGUCAUUAAGCAUCUUUUCACUAACCCAGUCUUUAUGCCUUGCAUGGAUUUUCGGCCAUACCAAGAAUUUGAAGGCCCAGAUGGACAUGCUGAUCAUGCAUGGGAGAUACAGGAUAAGCUUCCUCCAGGCUAUUCAUUCGUUGGUGUGAUUGGUGCUUCAGACAAGACACCUUUAAUGAUCAGGACCGGAAACAAGGAGAUGCAUCCCCUAUUGAUCUCACUUGCUAACAUACAUGCAGGUGUUCAUAUGAAAGCAACAUCACAUGUGUUUGCUUUGAUUGCUGCCCGUGAUGGCUGCGUCAUGUCAGACCUGAGAGGAGAUUUGUGUAUGAUUCAUACCCCUUUGGUUGCCUGGAUAGCUGACUACCCUGAGCAACUCCUCAUUGCAUGUACUGCCUCGAAGCACUCACCAAUUUCCCUCGCUGUCUCCACACAAUUUUGGGACCCUCUUCCACACUCUCCUCAAAUUUGUUCUCACACUAUUGAUGCUAUUGAAAGGGCCUGCGCUAUUUCUGACCAUUGCGACAUCGCAUCCUUCUAUAAGGCAUGCCAGACACUGCAUCUGAAUGGCGUAGUUGAACUGUACUGGAUGGAUUGGGGUGAUGCAUGCCCAUCCCACUUUUUGAUGCCGGAUGCCCUUCAUCAAUGGCACAAAUUUUUCUUCAACCACCCUAUUACUUGGUCCAUAAACAUCAUGGGGGGAGCAGAACUCAAUCUUUGA